This is a messenger RNA of Etheostoma spectabile (orangethroat darter), 369 nucleotides long. Its product is annotated as histone H4. Gene Ontology annotation, molecular function: DNA binding; structural constituent of chromatin; protein heterodimerization activity. NCBI's taxonomy places the organism in Eukaryota, Metazoa, Chordata, Actinopteri, Perciformes, Percidae. The record is from RefSeq and is a predicted model, not a curated record. The transcript is spliced from 2 exons. Gene Ontology annotation, cellular component: nucleosome. The coding region runs from base 8 to 319 and encodes 103 amino acids.
UGUAACAAUGAGUGGCCGCGGAAAAGGAGGAAAAGGACUCGGUAAAGGAGGCGCCAAGCGUCACCGUAAAGUUCUCCGUGAUAACAUCCAGGGAAUCACCAAACCCGCCAUCCGCCGUCUGGCUCGCCGCGGCGGAGUGAAGCGGAUCUCCGGUCUGAUCUACGAGGAGACCCGCGGGGUGCUGAAGGUCUUCCUGGAGAACGUGAUCCGGGACGCCGUCACCUACACCGAGCACGCCAAGAGGAAGACGGUGACCGCCAUGGAUGUGGUCUACGCUCUGAAGAGGCAGGGCCGCACCCUGUACGGUUUCGGAGGCUAAACCUGAUCUGAGAUAAACCACAAAUACCAACGGCUCUUUUAAGAGCCACC